AUGAUCUUACGUCACAGUGACCAGCAGACAAUUCGUUAUCACGACCAUUUGUGUACAGUGCAUACGAUUUAUUUUUUGCAUUUGUUUACAGAUUGUACAAUAAUGGAUUUUCAUUCCAGUUCAGGAGAACCCAAGGAUGACCCAGUCACCACCGUGCAAGCCGGAGAGGAGGCGGUGAUUAAUAAUGAAAUCAGCCGAGAAGACGUGCUGAUAGAAAAACUUGAGGAGAUGUACCUCAAACUGCAUGAAAGUGGCUCACAGAGGAGAGAUACAUGGGAAGGAGAAGAUGCUGAAUAUUACAAUGUCAAACUCAAAAAAUCUGAGAAGCUCGCCAAGAAAAAGAUAUCGAAAUCUGAGCUGGCGGUCAAUAACUCAAAGCAAGCCGGGACUCCAGGGGAAGUUAUAGUGAAGACCAAGGAAAAGAGAUAUUCUUUCAAACAAGCGGACAGACAGAAAAGAAUCAAGGAGGGAAAAGAGAAGACAGAAGAGGAAAUAAAAAGAAUGGAGCAAAUAAGGAACUAUGCCCUUCAGAGAGGAGUGAAGACUAGGCGUCGAAGAAAAAGAGGAUUUAAGAGUGAACACAAGGUUAAGAGAAACCAAAGUGUUGAAGAUGGUUUUAAUUACAAAACAAAUGCCAGAGUUGAGGAAUUGGACGUUCAACUUGUAAGAAGCAACCCUGUUUGGACAUUUGGACGUUUCACCAUAAACAAAGAAAGAGAACAUGCCAGUUGGAGGUCGGCAAUUACACUUAUUGCUCCAAAGGACAUCCAGAGUCUUUUGUUUGGAAAGUCUACCACAUUUGUUGGAAUAGCAAAGGCUUGGCUUGAGUCCUAUCCUCGCUUUCAACGUUUUGAAGUUGUCGUUACAUACUACAAACAACCCGAUUUCAAUUUCGGAACAAGCUCCCUGGCUAACUGUGGAAUAGUGCAGCCGUACACAUCUGCCAAAGAAACUAUUUUCGCUCAAUUGCCCUCCAAUGCUGCUAAAUCCGCAUACCAAGACAUUACGGAGCUUAUGGAAGGAAGAGCCAUGCUAAGACCGGGCAAUAUGAAGGUUCCAUUUGGUGCAGAAAACCCCAAAAAUGACGUGAGAAAACAGGCAAUGAGAGCAGUUCAUGCACAGCUUUUGGAGAAGGUCAUUGAAAUGAAGUCUAAUAUGAAAGCUAGAAGGGAGAAAAUGGCAGCUAUUCAUGAUGAAUUAAAGAGAUUGGUUUUCAAAAAAGGACUGGGUAUGAAUGAGGAUGAGGAUGCAUGUUUUGUUCCGCGAAGACUAUUUCUAUUUGAUAUCAAGGAGUUUCGGGAAGUGCCUCAGGUUGUAAUGACUGCGCAUGUUCCCCCAAACAUACCGUACAUACCCCAAACUUACGAAGAGAUACCGAGCUGUUCAAAUCAACCAUUGGCAGAUCAUGUAGAAGAGAAAGAGACUGCUGUAAAGAAAACGAAAACAUCGUUUGGCGGAAGGUUGCUUAAAUUUUUGGGAUUUCGAUGAUAUAAAGCGCUAAAACAACAAUUUUCACAUCUCAU
Messenger RNA from Magallana angulata, 1523 nucleotides. RefSeq lists its product as uncharacterized. The coding region runs from base 1 to 1488 and encodes 495 amino acids. The record is from RefSeq and is a predicted model, not a curated record. Lineage: Eukaryota; Metazoa; Mollusca; Bivalvia; Ostreida; Ostreidae. The transcript has 9 exons.